GAUGAAGACAUGUUAUGGGGAACAUAUUGGUGUCCAAGCUCAAAUCCAGGCAACACCCGUUGCCACUAUCCAGGGUAUUAUUUCUGUGGGUACCGGGGAUGUGAGACCAUUGUACCGUAGGUUUCUACUACCCCAAGCACCCCAAUCAAUCGGACCUAACCGGGUUUUCAACCCAAUGGUACCCCCACAGUACGAUGUAAAAGUUGUCACGGCUAGCUUUACAGCUAUCGCACCUGUAAUGCCCACUAGCAAUCCUUUUAGUGACAACUCUCUCUGGAAAAUGAUGCAGGCUAGCUAUCAGGUACUAAACAAAACUAACCCAAAUUUUACAGAGCAUUGUUGGCUGUGCUACGGCGUAAAGCCACCCUUUUAUGAGGCUGUGGGAAUCAGCGACACACCCAUACUUGAGAACAGUGCAAAUCCGGCUCAGUGUAAUUGGGACACAGAGAAGCAUGGGAUUACGUUAGAGCAGGUGGUGGGAAGAGGCAUGUGUGUAGGUAAAGUCCCAAAAGACAAAGAACAACUGUGUGAUAAGUUGAUCCAAAUUAAGACCCCUGCCAAGUGGUUAGUGCCAGCUAACAAUACCAAGUGGGUUUGCUCUCUCGCAGGAAUUACACCAUGUGUGCCAUUGGACAGGAUCAGUGAGUCCUCCGAAUAUUGUGUCCAGGUAACCAUAGUCCCUAAGAUCUUUUACCACUCUGAAGACUUUAUCUAUAACUCACUGAGUACCCCAGAGCAUCAUCUGUCAAGACGAGAGCUCUUUAUGGCACUAACAUUAGGUACUUUAAUGAUCUUAGGAGGAGUGGGAGCAAGUACAGGAGUGACAUCUCUAGUUCGACAGGACAAAGAAUUUAGCGCCUUGAGGUCAGCAGUAGAUGAGGAUCUGGCUAGAAUUGAACAAUCAAUCAGUGCCCUAGAACAAUCACUUAGGUCACUGUCGGAAGUAGUAUUGCAAAAUAGAAGAGGGUUAGACUUAGUGUUUCUACAACGGGGAGGGGUAUGUGCAGCACUGGGAGAGGAAUGUUGUGUGUAUGCGGACCACACUGGGAUAGUGAGGGACACGAUGGCCAAGUUGCGAGAGGGGUUGGAAAAACGGAAAAGGGAACGAGAGGCGCAGGAAAGUUGGUUUACAUCUUGGUUUAAUUAUUCACCUUGGCUGACCACCCUGAUAUCUACCUUGAUAGGGCCAGUCGCAAUGAUUCUGUUAACCCUAAUCUUUGGACCCUGUAUACUGAAUAGGCUUGUGACGUUUGUCAAAAGCCGGCUGGAAAAGGUGAACAUCAUGGUGGUAAAACACCAACAACUGCUUUAAGAAUGUUUUUCUUCAGAAUUUCCUGUAGCUAUCUCUAGAGAUACCUCAUUACUUUUAUCUACCUCUCGUCUAACUUGCACUAUGUUUUCUAUUCAGGUUUGUAACACAUUUUUUAAGAUUGUUAACAUAUCUUUUUAAGACAGUUACAUUUUAACCGAUUUUAACUGUGUAUAGGGAGGGGGGAAAAGUGGUAGUUAAGAGGUACACUAAUGAUAAAAUGUAAGAUAAGGUUAAGAUAACUUUAGUAAGUACUGCUGCUAUGAAACAUAGAUCAGGAUUAAGAUAGAUUUGGUAAGUUUUAAAUCUUAAGAUUUUGAUACAUGAAUUUUUUAAGGUAGUUAUAUUUUAGGCAAUUUAGUUAGGCAUAGGGAGGGGGGAAUUGUGGGAAAACGCAGCCCGUGGAAACAAUGUAGCCAGGGACUGGCGGUCGGAAGAUUUCGCGUUGUACGGAAAGACAGGACCCCCUCCCCCCUAGAUAGCCAAUUAGAGUCUUAGUAUGUGAAGUAAGCAGACGGAAGUUACACUAAUCUAAGAUAUAAUUUGGGGUAUAAAGAGCUGUGUUGCGCACUAAUAAAACGCCAUUUGCUGUCCACCA
Messenger RNA from Apus apus (common swift), 1907 nucleotides. Its product is annotated as MLV-related proviral Env polyprotein-like. Bases 2 to 1312 code for a protein of 436 amino acids. The record is from RefSeq and is a predicted model, not a curated record. The transcript has a single exon. NCBI's taxonomy places the organism in Eukaryota, Metazoa, Chordata, Aves, Apodiformes, Apodidae.